This is a messenger RNA of Cladophialophora immunda, 997 nucleotides long. RefSeq lists its product as uncharacterized. The record is from RefSeq and is a predicted model, not a curated record. NCBI's taxonomy places the organism in Eukaryota, Fungi, Ascomycota, Eurotiomycetes, Chaetothyriales, Herpotrichiellaceae. Bases 251 to 673 code for a protein of 140 amino acids. The transcript has a single exon.
UACCUACAGGUAUUUGUUUGCCUAUAACCCAGAAUCGGGCAGUUUAUUCAGCUUGAGAUGCUCUCUUCCCUCAAACGGUACCAUGGCUCUUCGGUGCCGUCCUUUCUCACUACUGAAACCAAAGAUGCCACCCACUUCUGAACGUCCCUUUUAUUCUUCCAGAGCCUAAGCUCGACUGACACUCCUGUCACCAUCCUGCGCUCAGCGCGAGAAGGUACUCUCGAUUUCCGACUAUUGGCCAACUGAGGACAUGAAAAGAAAACAAAGAGAUAUGCACAAGAGUUCGAGAUGGCUACAUUAUGUGACACCGGGAAAACGUGUCUUUGAAGUCAUGGAAUACCACACCCGUCCCGACUGCCUCAGCCUCGAGUGCUUGUCCUACUUCCCAGAGACCGAUAUAUCAUAUCACCUUCUGUACGUCUCGUAUCCUUGCACUCGCACCAAUCAACUCGUCUCUGAUAUUCCUUGCCCAAGAAGCCGCUGCCCCUUUCCACUCGCGACGGCAGGCGAGCAUCCCCUCAGAAGCAAUUCUCUGCGUCCACUAUCUGCCAUCCUCCCGUACAACCACCUGCUCCAAAACUUUUCAAUCGCUUUUCAGUCAGUGGCUACACCGUCUCCCCUUCCAAGUACAAGAGCACAUCACCCUCACAUAGCCGCAAGAAGGUCGCCAUAGCUAUCGCAAAGCAUCUUUUCAAAUGGUCGCAAACUUGUCCCUACGAACUAUCGACAAGUCUCCGGCGAGAAAUGCCGAUCACACUGGCUAUUCGAACAUCAACAGAAGGGUAUCAUAGCGUGUAUAAAGGAGUCAUGGAAAUCUCAUUGUUUGAGAUGGAAUUCACAACUCCGAUUCCAACAGAGAACCCGGAUAUCAUCACCCAUCUUUCCCUCAUUUGUUUUAGGGGCCGCUCCCUGAGAGCUCUCGAGAGGAUGCAGAGGCAUAGCGUCUGAAUUGAUAUGCCUAGCUGACAGGGCUCGGAGCCUAAGCAGGCAAGCAAAC